Molecule: messenger RNA, 3444 nt
Organism: Daktulosphaira vitifoliae (grape phylloxera)
Lineage: Eukaryota; Metazoa; Arthropoda; Insecta; Hemiptera; Phylloxeridae
Gene: Usp15-31
Product: ubiquitin carboxyl-terminal hydrolase 43
Exons: 12
Coding region: 281-2764 (827 amino acids)
Biological process (GO): protein deubiquitination
Molecular function (GO): cysteine-type deubiquitinase activity
Source: RefSeq, a predicted model, not a curated record
UACUAGUUAUAGUUAAUGAAAGAGUUGUUAAUUAUUUCAUAAAUCAUUUUUAUUAAUAUAUUCUUUGAGAUAAUAGUAUUAUUUACCUUAUUUAAGUGAUGGUAAACAUUUUUGGAUGUUCUUACGUCCGCCUAAUCCAAUAUCGUCCCACAUUUUUACACAGAUAAUCGAUUUUACUACAUACUGUAGUGGUUGUAUUUAUGGCUUGUUCGUAUUAUUAUUACUGUUUAUAGGCAAAUUUAUUUCUAAUGUUGCUAAAAUUGAGUUGUAAAAUUUUAAAAUGGACGAGAUAUCUUUGUUGAAAAAACGUACAUCAAUAGAAGCACUGCAAAACAUGAUACGUAAUGAUGAUUCUAACCAGACACCUCCUAAGAUAAAACGGUCAUUUUCAUUGAAGCGAGACCUUAUACGUAGUAAGCAUAUAAGACAGGGAGAUAUGGAUGAUACAAAAUUAAGGUUAUCUAUGUUCCGAAAACCAUCAUCAUGGAAUAAGGUUUUAGGGAAAAUGUUACAAAAAAUGUCCUACAUUGGCCUACAACAGGACAAAGGCAAUUUAUGUUCCAAAUAUGACGCCUAUAUAUCACGGUCUUCAUCAGAUAUUUAUAAUGAAAAUACAUUUCAAGGUCCCAAGAUUUUAACUGGAGAUAAAGUUCCUGGUGUAGUGGGACUUCGAAAUCAGGGUAAUACAUGUUUUAUGAAUGCUGUUCUACAAUGUUUAAGUCAUACAGACGUUUUAGCCAGGUAUUUUGUAAUGGAUCAAUACAAAAUGGAUCUGACUAGAAGAAAUAAAUUAAAUUCGAAAAAGUAUGGUACUCGUGGAGAAAUGACUGAACAAUUAGCAUUGUUGUUGAAAUCUAUAUGGCUUUGCAAGUAUGAUCCAGAUAUGUCAAAUCAGUUUAAAGCAAUUGUUGAUAAAUAUGGCUCUCAAUACAGAGGAAAUAAUCAACAUGAUGCUCAAGAGUUUUUGCUUUGGCUCUUAGAUAAAGUUCAUGAAGAUUUGAAUACAGCUACAAAAAAGAAAUAUAAGACAAUUAGAAAUACUUUUGGGAGACCAGAUGAACAAGUAGCUGCUGAAACACUUGCUAAUCAUGUAAGGUGUAAUGAAUCUUUUAUACAUAAUGUUUUCCAAGCCCAAUUUAAGUCCUCCUUAACUUGUCCCCGUUGUAUGCGGCAAUCUAAUACAUUUGAUCCAUUUCUAUGUAUAUCCAUACCAGUACCUCAAUGUUAUUCAACACCUGUGUAUGUAACAGUAAUUUAUACUUCACAACAACCUAGAGAAGUUAAGUUGGGGUUAUCACUUCAAAUUGAUUUUACAAUUGCUGAAUUUCGUGAACUCUUGUGGUCAUAUACAGGUAUUCAACAAGAACAUAUGCUAAUUACAGAAAUUACUGAUAUUGGGUUCAAUAGGACAUUUUGUGAUUCAAUGCCUGUAUCAAUGAUUAAAGAAUCUGACCCUUUGUACUGUUUGGAACUUCCUAAGUUAAAUGAAUGCAGUAAUGAAAGUGGCCCCUAUUUAUUGCUCUGUUGGGUUAAUGUACUUGUUAUUGAAGAUCAAUGUUCUAGAUUUGGAAGUGCUUUUACAAUGCAAAUUUGUCGUGAAACAUCAUACAAAGAUCUUCAAAAACUCUUAUUGAAAGAAAUGGCUUCAAUGUUACAUGAUGAUAUAUUAACUGCUGAACAAGACAUACCUUUGUUUGGUAUACGUUUGGCUGAUGCUAGUGAUUUACCUCAAUAUCUUGACCCAACUGUAGAACUACCUCUUUUUACGGAUCCCAUUGACCAAGCAUUAGCAAUGUCUGGAGAUCAACCUCAUAUUAAAUUUAUACUUGAAUGGGACCUUCAUGCAAAAAAAACAACUAUUGCGGAUCAUUGUGAACAAGUUGAAGAACAUGCUAGUGUGAAACAACUAAAACUAAACUCUGAACAUGGUACAUCUAUCACUCUUGAACAAUGUUUUGAUAUGUAUACAAAAGAAGAAAUUUUAGGACCAGAAAAUGCAUGGCAUUGUCCGCAGUGUAAUUUAAAACAAGAGGUUGUAAAAAAACUUGGAUUAUGGACAUUACCAGACAUAUUAGUUGUUCAUUUAAAACGUUUUCGGCAGUCAUUAACUCUACCAUCUACACGACAACAAAAUAAUAAGCAACCAACUAAACUUUCAGUUCUUGUAGAUUUUCCUCUUUAUAGUUUUGAUAUGACCCCUCAUUUAGCCAUAGGUCGGGAUGUUAGGGUACCAUUAAAACCUCCAUCAUCACGCCGUUUAAACUCAAUACACGAUCGUAACUUAUACGAUUUGUAUGCUGUAUGUAAUCACCAUGGUUCAGAUCCACAUAGUGGUCAUUAUACUGCAUUUUGUAAAAAUCCAUAUGAUAAGCAAUGGUACAGUUUUGAUGACACAAAAGUUACUCCCAUCCCAGAUACAUCAUUAGUGACUACAUCAGCAUAUAUGUUAUUUUACCAAAGACGUGAUAUGAUUCUUAAUGGCACAGAUCAUUGGGCAACAAGGUUACAUACUCGCAUAUCAAACAGUCAUUCAGUUGGACAAAUUGUUGACAAUAAAGAAAAUAAUAGUGAAAAUAUUGACGAAUUAAGUGAUUCACCAUCUAGCAAUACUAUUUCCAGAUCUUCAACAGUGGAAAAUGAUGCAGUCUUUUCAAGAUCAAAUUCACCCACUGUUAAUGACAGGAUACAAACUGAACCAAUUAAUGACGAAUCUGAUAAUAAUUUUAAAAAUUUUUUGAAUAAUGCCAAGGAGUCAUGUAUUUAAUAUUUAAUAAAUCUGUUUUAAAAUUGUUAUUUUAAGGAUAGUAUACCAAUUACCAUUUAUGAAUUAUUAUUAUUUGUUUUUAUAAUUAAGAAAUUAAGCUACAGGUUAUAUAUAAAUAUUUUGGCAACAAAAAAAAAUUGUUUAUUUGCUCACAUUACAAAAACAUUCCUUGUAUUUAACAUAAUCCAUUUAUAUCAAUUUAAUGGAUAAACAAAAUGUGUAUUUACUAAACAUUUUAUAUGUAUUUUAUUAUUUGAGCUACAAAAAUCUUUAAUACAAUUAUUAAGUAUAAAAUGCUCAAAAAUAAUUCUAUAUAAAAUAUUGUAAUAUAUAAAUGUAAACAUUUAUUAUAUAUAACUAAUGCCUAAUAUAUUUAUAUAAAUUCACUUAUUAAAUUUGCACAAUUUCAUUUAAUUCUUACGAAUAAAAGGUAAAAGGUAAAUUUUUAUUUUGUCCAAUUUAAAUUUUAUUUUUUUAAGUAAAUGUACUUUAUUUAUUUUGUUACUACCACUUUUUCCUCAUUCCCUUUAUUUAUUAGAAUAAUAAUUAUUAUGUUUUAUAGGAUAGCCUAAAGUUAAAAGAAAAAAUUAUAUGGCUAUUAUUUGUUUAAACCUACUUAACAACUUAACCAUAUUCGCUUAAUGAUUAUUGUUUAGUGUUAUUUUUUUUACACUAUUUCU